Molecule: messenger RNA, 789 nt
Organism: Geosmithia morbida
Lineage: Eukaryota; Fungi; Ascomycota; Sordariomycetes; Hypocreales; Bionectriaceae
Exons: 2
Coding region: 1-789 (262 amino acids)
Source: RefSeq, a predicted model, not a curated record
AUGGCCUCGGUUACCUUCUCAUCAUCUAGUCGCAGCCCGGAUUGGGUCGUUUCGCCAACAUCAAACGCCCACCUGACGAAUGACCGGUCGUGGUUUACCGACGAAUUCACCGAAAUCGACUCUCACAUCAGCAAUGCGCACGUAUCAAUAGCCAACAUUCCCGUCCGUGGCUUGGGCACUGUCAUCCUCCCGGUCCAACAGCUGGCCACUGGACAGGGCCAUACCAUCAAUGGAAGCAUGCGCCUCCAGAGAGUCCUGUACGUGCCCGACUACCCUUGCAACGUAGUUGGUGGGCCAAUCCGAUCACUCGCGACGAUCCACUUCAGCUCUCUGACGCCUCGAGGCUCCCUGGUCUAUGGCGAUGGUUCCGUAGCCGCUAUAUUCAUGCCCGGUCGCAACUUUUAUCAGAUCAUGCUUCGAAGCCCACCCGUCGGCCCGCCUCUCGGGAGGUCCGUCUUCGAACAACACCCUGAGUACGGCCACAUGGCCGCGUUUACAUGGGCCGAGGACGCGCAGCAGCGUUGCCUGUCCUUUCUCUCGGCCGGAUUUCCAAACCUUGCUGCAUCGUCAUGCGCCACCAACAGAGAAGUAAUGCCCAUCACCAGCUCUGUCGGCGUGGACGCUAGUUAUCAUCGCAGCAGAAAGCGUCGCGCGCAGGACGAGGAUUACGAAACAUCCCCAUCUACGCCCACAUCCCCUAUGAGGGCUGCCAAGAGACCGAGAGCGAUGGGCGAGAGCAAUUGCAGGGCCCGACGUAUCCUGCCGGCUGUCUUGCCAGCCCGAGGCUGA